Molecule: messenger RNA, 1287 nt
Organism: Benincasa hispida (wax gourd)
Lineage: Eukaryota; Viridiplantae; Streptophyta; Magnoliopsida; Cucurbitales; Cucurbitaceae
Product: ATP-dependent Clp protease ATP-binding subunit CLPT1, chloroplastic-like
Source: RefSeq, a predicted model, not a curated record
UAUCCAACCCUUCAAACAGACCCUAAGCUGCGCCCAAAUCAGGAGAGCAAGAAGCUCAGGAAACGCCAUAGCCAUAGCCAUAGCCAAAGCCAACCAAACCCAUCUUCGUUCUAAGUUAUUAUCAACUCUUCCCGGACCUGCUUUCAGUCUCCUCCAAAAUUGAGCUUUCCUUAGCCUUCUAAUGGCGGCUAGCAUGAAUUCUCUUUCGCUUUCCCAACUCCCAUUUUCCCUUCCUGCUCAAUCUAAUUGUUACUCUUCAGAACACAAAGCUCUAUUCCUUCCCCCCAGCCCCUUAAUCGAGCUCAAGCUCGCAAUUAAGCGUUCUAAUCCCACCCAUCCGGCCUCGAAGUUCAGUCGCCGUGCCACCACUGCUACCGUAUCAUUUAGCCUCCCGGCUUCGAAACCCGAGGGCGUUUCCCCCGAGAAAAUCCCGAAAUGGUCAGCAAGAGCAAUAAAGUCAUUUACAAUGGCAGAAUUGGAAGCAAGGAAACUCAAAUAUCCAAAUACAGGCACAGAAGCUUUGCUAAUGGGAAUUUUAAUUGAGGGAACAAGCAAUGCUGCCAAAUUCUUAAGGGCUAAUGGAAUUACACUUUUCAAAGUAAGAGAAGAAACUGUAAAGCUACUUGGAAAAUCUGACAUGUAUUUCUUCAGCCCAGAGCAUCCUCCAUUGACUGAACCUGCACAGAGGGCACUUGAUUGGGCUGUUGCGAAGAAGCUAAAGUCAGGCCAAUCUGGAGAAAUAACUACAGGCCAUUUGCUUCUCGGUAUCUGGUCAGAGGAAUCAGCAGGUCGCAAGAUAUUGGCCACCCUUGGCUUCGAUGAUGAGAAGGCAAAAGAGAUCGAAAAAACUGUGGACAAGGAUGCAACUUUCAGUUAUAAGUAGAUGGUUCAUGUAAGAAGAUAUGAUGUGAUUUUCAUAUUUUCGUGGAUCGAAUCUUCACAAAGGACCCCCAAAAUGAGUUUCACAUGAUUUGGAUCCUCGUGCAUCCAUUUGGUGAGAUAGUGAUUUGCCUAUUUAAUCAGCACCUGCCGUUCAUAAUCAUCUUCAUUUUGAAUUGACUAUUGUUCGAACUUGUGGAGUGCUGGUAUGGUAUGCUACAUUUCAGUGGUCUCAAACUGCUUGCAGGACCUAGUUCUCUUACUGUGGCUUUUCUUGUACAAGCAACCUGAGUUGAAAGGGAAUAAUAACCCCCAAUAAUUAACACAUCAUUCUUAAUUUAGCAUUUGCAAGACAUCCUCGAUUACUUUUCGAUUUUAGUAUUCAAUAUUUUAUCUUUGUUUCUUUAA